This is a messenger RNA of Racocetra persica, 365 nucleotides long. The record is from the annotation of a GenBank genome assembly. Lineage: Eukaryota; Fungi; Glomeromycota; Glomeromycetes; Diversisporales; Gigasporaceae.
AAGACUCAACUACAUACCUGGAGGGAAAGAAUGAAGUGGUAGCCAAAAGACUUAAUUACAUAUCUGGAAGAAUAAGUGCAAAACAAAAAAGAAUGAGAAAACAAAAGCCACAAACUCUAGCAAUGAAUUUAUAUCAUUUCUAUCGAAGAAGACUCAACUACAUAUCUGGAGAGAAAGAACAAAGUGGUAGUCAAGUGCAAACCAAAAAAGAACAAGAAAACAAAGCUAUGAACUCUAGCAGCAAAUUUAUAUAUACCUGGAAGAAUAAGUGCAAACCAAAGAAGAACAAGAAAACAAAAGCCACAAACUCCAGUAACAAAUUUAUAUCAAUUCUAUCGAAGAAGACACCUGGAGAGAAAGAAUGA